CUGUCAAUCAAUCUAGGAGCUCAACCAACCAAAGCUGUGCUUUGAGGAGGGGCUUAGUCUGAAGGGCAUUGACACAGAAAGGUUACAGGCAUGAGGAGGAAUGUAAAUUGUCUGGUAGACUCUUACCGAUAUGCUGCAGUUCAGGAUUUUGUUUCAGAAAAUCAUAUGUUGUGAUUAACUUGUAUUUAAUUUGUGGUCCAGAAUACAUUACAAUAUGGUCCAUCUACCCAUCAAAGACUUCAGAGGAGCCUGGUUACAAGGCUCUGCUGAAAUGCCUGUCGGGAAAGUUCUGCAGCCGGGAGCUCAUUGGCAUCAUGGGCCCCUCAGGAGCUGGCAAGUCCACCUUCAUGAACAUCCUGGCUGGAUACAGGGAAACGGGAAUGAAGGGUCAGAUCCUGGUCAAUGGGAAGCAGCGAGACCUACGCACCUUCAGAAAGAUGUCCUGUUACAUCAUGCAGGAUGACAUGCUGCUGCCGCAUCUCACUGCACGGGAAGCCAUGAUGGUUUCAGUCAACUUGAAGCUAAACGAGACCAUGGAAGUGAAAAAAGAGCUGGUGAAUGAGAUCUUGACGGCCCUGGGGCUGCAGGAGUGCGCUCAUACCCGCACCAUCUCCCUGUCCGGUGGGCAGUGCAAGCGCCUGGCCAUCGCACUAGAGCUGGUCAACAACCCGCCUGUCAUGUUCUUCGAUGAGCCCACCAGUGGUCUGGACAGCGCGUCGUGUUUCCAGGUGGUGUCCCUGAUGAAGUCUCUGGCUCAGGGCGGACGCACCAUCAUCUGUACAAUCCAUCAGCCCAGCGCCAAACUCUUCGAGAUGUUCGACAAGCUGUACAUCCUGAGCCAAGGCCAGUGUAUCUACAAGGGGCCUGUUCCACACCUCAUUCCCUAUCUGAAAAACUUGGGCCUCCACUGUCCCACCUACCACAACCCAGCAGACUUCAUCAUCGAGGUGGCGUCGGGGGAGUAUGGAGACCUGAACCCCGUGCUGUUUGAGGCGGUGCAGGGUGGGAUGUGUGCCAUGGGGGAGAAGAAGCCGUCCAGCGACAAGACUGGCAUGGCCUCCUCCUCCUGCCCCUCGCAGUGCUUAAGCGAUUCUGGUCACAUAGAGAGCCACACCUUCGCCACCAGCACUCUGACCCAGUUCUGCAUUCUCUUCAAGAGGACCUUCAUCACUAUCUGCAGGGACACGGUGUUGACGCACCUGAGAGUGAUGUCACACAUCAGCAUCGGAGUGCUGAUAGGACUGCUGUACCUCAACAUUGGGAACGACGCCAGCAAGGUCUUCAACAACACUGGCUUCCUCUUCUUCUCCAUGCUGUUUCUGAUGUUCGCUGCUCUCAUGCCCACAGUCCUCACCUUUCCUCUGGAGAUGUCAGUGUUUUUGAGAGAGCACCUCAACUACUGGUACAGCCUGAAGGCCUACUAUCUGGCCAAGACGAUGGCGGACAUACCAUUCCAGGUCAUCUGCCCCAUCAUGUACUGCAGUAUUGUGUACUGGAUGACAGAGCAGCCCCCCGAAGCUUCCCGCUACCUGCUCUUCGUGGCUCUCUGUACCUCCACUGCCCUGGUGGCCCAGUCCCUGGGGCUCCUCAUAGGGGCUGCCUCCACCUCCCUGCAGGUGGCAACAUUCGUGGGGCCUGUCACUGCUAUCCCUGUGCUGCUUUUCUCUGGCUUCUUUGUCAAUUUUGACACCAUUCCCAAAUACUUGCAAUGGAGCUCCUAUGUUUCCUAUGUCAGGUACGGGUUCGAGGGGGUGAUCCUGUCCAUCUAUGGGAUGAACCGCUCGGAGCUGGAGUGUCCAGGGAAAGUGUGUAAGUUCCAGAAGCCGGAGGAGGUCCUUCAGAUGCUGGACGUAGAAGACGCCAAGUUGUACCUGGACUUCAUAAUCCUGGGCAUCUUCUUUGUGGUCUUACGGCUCGCCACCUACCUGGUGCUGCGCUACAAGGUCAAGUCCGAGCGAUAGGCCAGCCCCCUUUCUCCAGAACCUCUUUUAAGAAGCAGUCGAGCUGACGUCACAGUGGGAGAAAUCUUCUUCUGACAUUGCAAAAACGAACCAUCCGAGGAGAUACCAGAAGUGGGGGACGUUCUUUUCCCUGCUACUAUUGACUGGGCAGCAACAGAGGUGUUUGCAUGGGGGGGGGGGGGUUUCGCACGCGUUCGUGAGUGAGAGCUGAAAUCAGACACAAGCUUUGUUCCCUGGGCCUUUUGUUUUUAAAGGUACUUUGUUUUACAAGAACUCUAUUUCCUGGUGGUCUCGGAGAGAUGAGACAAUAAAACUGAAGACUAUACUGUAAGUCCUCCAGACCCUUGAUUUGCUUCCUGUUCUCACCCAGAGGAAGAAGAUCAGACUUUAAACGUGUGAUCAAUAUAUUGACCUUUAACCUUUUGAUGACCUAUGGGAGGUAGCUCCUGUGCUGAGAUCGCACAAGGAAUUGUGAGACAAGGAAAACCUAAAACAAGUAAACAUGACAAGUGUUGCAACUGGAAAUGAAGACUUGGUAAAAAUAUUUACCUCACUGGAAAACCAAGCUACCAUUCUCCAAGAAUCUUAGCUUUUAUGGUUAUGCCCCUGAGCCGGAAUAAUUCACACUCCCAUUACUAUUCUAUCUAUUUACCAUGCACUUGGCCAAUGGAAAGAAUUCUACAAAAGGAGCAUAAAAGAAACAAAAGUAUUUUUGGCAUAAAUUCAAGAAGGUUUGAUGACAAAUUAUUGUAAAAUUAUUUUAAACAUUGGGAAGAGUUUUCACCUUUUGAGUGUCAGGCAUAUGUAGGAAGGACGUUUAGAAAGGAACUUAUUGGUUUGUUGUUUUUUUUAUUCAAUCAUUUAAGUUAAUGAACAUUUGAUUGCUUAUUGAAUAGUCUGGUUUUACCUUGAAUUAAUUAUUUUUUUCAAAAAGGUGCCUGAAUCCUAUCACUUAAGUCUGGAUUUCACACUCCAUUCUGUAUCAGAUUACUAGACCAUGAGUUUUAUACAGUAUGUAAAUACCAUUGUUUCUUUUUUCUGCAUCUUGCACGUUUGUAUUAAUGCAUAGGCAGUUUGCCUCAAAGAAGUGUGUGUAUAUAUACAGCAUAUAUACUAUAUGCACUCUUAAUACAGGAAUUAUUCAGUUGACAGUAUCUUCCAUGGGACAGGAGACACUCCCAGCAGGACUAGGUUCGAACUACUGUAGAACGUGAACUGAUCUGAGCUUUAACAUUUGUCCACGACGACUGUCACAGAACUGGCUCCACUUGCAGUCUUUGCCCUUUCUUCACAUUCCCGAAGCCCCAUGGAAUACUUCCCCCCAAAAGGCCGACUAUGCUGCUGGUCUGAAAACACUGACAAAAAUUGCAGGCUAGGUGGGACCCCAGGGCAUUCACUGCAGAUCAGUAUUUCAAUAUAAGAGAAGGACCAACCAUGUUUGCUUGUGGGAGAGAAGCCCACUGUGUUGGGUACCUUUGCACUCUAAUGGGCUAAACCUUGGUGUCUAUGUAAAGCUCUGGAUUCAUAUCCUGGAACUGGAUUUUGCCAGUCUCAUAGUUACCUUCCUGUGUUUUGUCUUGUUCACAUACCGUUUGGGCUGGGUUUGCAGCGUGACGCCACAACAUGUCAGUUAAACCAAGCCUGGGGGAACUUUUCGUUUUCCAAGUCAACUCAAGUCUCCCCAGCCCUCUCUCCCUCCAGGGGCUGUGUCACUUACUCACUCGCCGAGAUCCAUAGGUUUGCUUGUGUGGCUUUUCCGAGUCCAGUUCUCCUGACCCUGAAAAAAAAAAAAAACAGGCAACGUCUAAUCAAAAUGUUUUCAACAUGGCAAAGAUGAGACCGAGCUUGGGACUGAGAAACAGUGAUGAGGGGGCUGGAAUAUUGACGUAUAGUACCUGCCACAUUGCAGUUCUGCAUUUGUUGUGACAAAUUGCCAUCCUUGCGUUUACAAAUUCCUUCUGCAGGUCAGCUGGGCUAAAGGUUUGUAAUUCAUGUGCCCAAUUUUGACCUUAUAUAUUGCAUUGUAUUGUCUCUCAUUUGAAUCUCUGAACUAUCCGGGUACUUCAGAAUGAAGCCGUUUCGUAUUGAAAGAAAUGGCUGUAAAUAUAUUUUAGCAUUUAAAAAAAAACAACCCCCGCUGAAUCAAAGGGUUGUCACCUGAGUGCGGUGUUACAGCCUGGGAUCCCAAUUACGGGAUUAAUAAAAGAAGUGAGACUACCGGCAACGCUGGCAUGAAAUGGAAAACCCGAGGGAGAAGAUCAGUCGGAAUUCUGUUCCUUACAGGAACGCACACUCGGAUGUUUGUUGUUCCUGGAGAUUCAACGUGUUCCUGCAAAGAAACUGAAUGUGUAUGAAGUGAAAACUAGACAAGUUUGGCUUGUAUGUGUGUACAGUAUAUUCAAUAGUUACAAAGACUGAAACUUCUGUGUGGGGGACUGCUGUUCCACUGUUAUGGAGCAAUCUGGGAGGACUGAUCACCUUGUGCAAUUCCUAACCCAUGUCCUUCUACACUGUAUAUCUCUCAAACGUUCCUAAAUGUGGAUUCAUCGUCACCUCAGCUCUCUACUCUGUACCACUCUAUUGCAAAGCAAUGCAAAAUGUCUUGAAUCCCAAUAGACUCUGUUGCUAUGAGAUGAGUUCUGAUUCCAACUAUUGUACUUACUAUGAAUAAUACUCAUGCUGAUAAUAUAAUAAUGACUGUACAGUAGCCUAAGUGUUAUGCUGUAAAAUGUAAAUAGGCACUUUUGUUGUUUGCUGAAGUUUUCUUUUUUCCAUGUUGGUUUUUGAACCAUUUGCACGUUAGAGGAAACUGGAUUUAGACAAAGAGAAAAGAAGAAAAAGAACAACACAGCUUUGUGACUUUGUUGAGUAACUCAUGCAGGAAAGGCAUUCUGGGAAAAUGGAGUAUAGACCAUGUUGUUUUAGUUUUUGGUCAGCGAAUGCAAGCAAUUGUACAAAGCUUCUGGAUUUUUGAAGGAAAAGUUUCACAAGCAAAGCGUAGAAGACAAAGAGAAGCUGAACUCAGUGGGAUGUAAAAAGUGGUCUCCUUUCUGAGGAAGUAUGACAUCUUGAGGGAUCUGCUGGAGCUACUUCCUGACCUGCAGUGAAGGACAGCAGGCAUAGAGGAAUUUAAUAUGGUAAAACGAGUCUCAUCUUGUUUGGAACAGGCAUGUACAGUGUCAUUUUUACCACGAUUUUCCAAUUUAUAUUAGUCAGUAACAAGGAUAUUCUCUUUCCUGUGAACAACUGUUUGAUUUGCAUACCCCAUUCUUCAUUUUUAAUUGAAUGAAUUUCUCACAAAAUAACUUCAGAGCAGACCGGAGUUUGCACAAAUGAGAAGGAGAGCCACGCAGACAGCUCUCUCGCAUUUCAGGAACUCCCUCCUAGAAAAAGCAGACUUACCGACAAAGUUUCCCUUUUCUAAAUUACACAUCCGUAAUGAAUCCCAGGAAACCAGUGGUCGCUGUGGUUCGAUGAAGUGAAUGGCAGUACUGGAAGAAUGAGGCUCACCAGAUGAACUAAGAUGAACAGAUAUGAGAUCUCGAGUCAACAGUUCUUUGGGUCUCUUCUGUGUGCCUUACAAAAGGGACCAAUUUUCUACUCGCCCAGUAGAUCUCUAAACUCAUCAGGCUGAGACACAGCAUGAAGAAGACCCAAAUAAAUUGCAAAUGUACUUUUUUCUUACAGUUGGGACCGUGUUUGUUUUAAGGGGAGGGGAUGUGCAGUCCAAGAACUGCUUCGCCAUGGAGUUGUUCAACUCGAGCUCUAGAACAAACAUAGGGUCCUUUCAAUGUUGUUUUGCCAACUAAAUAGCAAAUGAAGCUAAUUUGCUGUGCAGAAUUGGCUCCUCUCAGUACGUAUGAAUCCAUUAUUUAAUAACACAAAACCUGCAAGCAUGUCUGCUCUUCUGCAACACGUUUGGCCUGUGUUACUAAAGGUUCUGGCAAUUUUGUUUGUAGAACAAGUGAGGGCGUUCCUGAAACUCUUGAAGUGUGUGCUCUGUUGCUAUUUAUAUACUGUAUGUGUUUGUUACAGUAUGUACAAUCUCUCCCUCUCCAGCCUAGUCCCCAAAGAGUGAAAGCUGUAGAGACAGAUACUGUAAGAGUCCCCCUCCAAUCCGCCAUCAUUGAGAGCUGUAUUCUGUCACUGUAUCUCAAGUUUGUAUAAAAACAAAAACAAACUGCUGUGUGAUUAAUUGCAGAGACCUGGAAAAAGGAAAAAAAUGUAGCUUUGUCGGUUUGUUUGCACUGAGGAGUUUUUCCUAAAAGCCUUAGGCUUUCCAGUGAAUUUUGUGUUUCGCGGGAAGGUUGUGAAAUCAUAAAAUAAUACAGCUGGUUAGUACACAGGUUAGGUUCACAGAACAUAGCCUCAGGUUUCAACAGGGAUGUCAAAGUUUUAACUUUCAAGACUGUUAAAACGUGUGGUCACGCCUUUUCAAGCACGUAUCACGAAUUUGAGUGCAUCUUUCUCCUGAAUCGAGUUACUACCUGACUAGUUGGGUCAUUUUGUUUUUGGAUUCAUAGUGAGUUUGUGCAGUAGAGUUCCAUAGGAGAAGCUGUUAUUCGAGCUGAGUCAACAGGCGAAUGUGGGGCUCAUUGGGAAGCACAUGAAAACAAUAGGACAUACAGUAAGAAACAGAACUUUUUAAAGUGAAAGCACACUGAAGCAAUCUAACUCCCACAGAGCGAUUCUUUUUUUAAUACAAACACCAUAUGUGUGUCAUAGUGUCAUAAUAUGUAGUACCUUCCAAAUUAACAGGUCACUGUGCGCAUAUGUUCUAUAAGAAACUCAGUCUUUAUAUUUGUAUUUGGGCUCCAGUUAUGCUUUGUUAAGUAGAUCUAGGCUAAUUUCAAAACCUGCCACCAUUGUUCCACCCCAAUAAAACAGGAACCUGAACAAUCAGUAGGACAUUAAUGCCAAAGUUUUUAUUUAGUGGUAUAUUUUUAAAAAACACACCAUCCUGCCAUCUUCUGGCAUUUGCCAUUGUCAGUAGCAUUUACUUCUCUUGAUUUUGUCUCAUGUUUAGCCUAGAGUGUCACCAGGCCUCGACCACCUAUCUGCUCUUGAAAGGGUUUGACCAAAAAAUGGUUUUGAAGCUUUUCUGUGUCCUAUUUGAUUUUGUUCUACUUAUCGAUGGGCUACUAUUUUGGACUUUGUUUUUGCACUUUAGAUGGAGGGCUUCGUAAUGAUUAUUUCAGGGCUGCUACCAAAAACAUCCAGUUGGUGGGAGAUUAAAGAUAUUUCCAUCUAAAAGGGACUAAACCAUAAGAUGUUUAUGCAGGUCUACACAUCUGGGUGUUAUAUGGUUCCAAAACCAGACUGAUUGUUCUCCUCUGUACCUUUUUGCCAUUGUGAUGAAUGUACUGUAAUCUGUUAAAUGACAUAAUAAAAGAUGGCAAUUAGAUCUGUUCACUGCAGGAAUAAGAAGGGGAGCACUUUGACUACUCAUUGCUCAGUCUUCACAGGACUUUUUAUGCGCGGCAGCGUUUUCCAGAUUUUAAUUAGUCAUUCAUUUUUGUCUAUCGCAGAUUAAGUGGGACUGUUAAUUAGUGCCAUUUUCUUACACCCUUUCACAAUAAUAAUAAACAAGACAAAUAACUGUGCAUCAACAAGUAGUAAUGCAUUUUUUAAAAGCACUUUAUGAUGUUUUCGUUCUCACUGUAAGCAAAUGCAAAGCACACACCCAGUUGAACAGAAUAAACUAUAACAACUGCAAGCAUUAAUGUGAAUUAUACCGUGCCUCCACACAUACACACAUUACCCAUUACUGAUUAGAGCAGGGGUCUCCAGCCAGGUCCCAUACAGCCCCAGUUUAAAAGUAUGGCUAAACAUGUAAGAUAUACGGUAGAUGAAUCAAGUAAAUUAUAUGUUCAAUUAAGUGAUCUCUGGUCCUUGAGGGCUGAGGAGUAUUUAUAUUUUAGUUCUAAAUGGUCUCUAAAUUACUCAGUCUAAUAAACCACAUGCCACUCAGUUUUCAUGAUGGAAUUAUUCAAUGUCUCCCAAAACUGGUGACCUACACAGCCUUCGGGACCAGGGUUGGAGACCCCUGGGCUUCACGAUUGGUGUCAAUCUGAGGAUUUGACGUUGAAAAAGACAUCUCCCCUUGCAUCAGCACCUGCAUUACCUGACACGGGCUUUGAGGUGACUGUGCUGAUGUGGAUACCCGGUGCUGUGAGUGGGCUAGUGCACCUAUAUCAUUCUCUAGCGCGCUGUUAGCCAGUCCCCAAGCCACAAAGCUCCACUGCUGUAAAAGACAUAGUACAUUUUUUUUAUCAGGUUUAAUCUUUUUUUCAGUUAUCAUGUUGCAAGAUGUUCCUGUUGUAUUCUGUUAACAUGAUUACUACUAAUAAAAGCAUAUAUUUAUAUUGUA
Lepisosteus oculatus (spotted gar) is the source of this 8331-nucleotide messenger RNA. Lineage: Eukaryota; Metazoa; Chordata; Actinopteri; Semionotiformes; Lepisosteidae. The record is from RefSeq and is a predicted model, not a curated record.